Molecule: messenger RNA, 3569 nt
Organism: Uloborus diversus
Lineage: Eukaryota; Metazoa; Arthropoda; Arachnida; Araneae; Uloboridae
Product: uracil-DNA glycosylase-like
Exons: 10
Coding region: 133-981 (282 amino acids)
Biological process (GO): base-excision repair; base-excision repair, AP site formation via deaminated base removal
Cellular component (GO): mitochondrion; nucleus
Molecular function (GO): uracil DNA N-glycosylase activity
Source: RefSeq, a predicted model, not a curated record
UCCAAAGAAGUUGAUUUUGCUGUGUUCAAAGGCGGUAAAAUUUGGUUUCGUAAAGUAUUUACCGGUUUUAUAACCGGAUCUUGCUGUCUGGAAAAAAAUCCUGUGGAUUUGAAGAACCUUGGUUGUAUAAACAUGUCACAAAAACUUUUAUCCGAAUAUUUUGGAUCCAACGCUGGCUGUAAGAGGAAAUUUGAUGAAAUAGAGGGUAUAAUCAAGGAAGAGACAAAUGAAGAAACCCUUGCUUUAUCAGAUAGAGCUGCAAUAAUUGCAUUAGCAAAGGUGAAACCUGCAUUAUCUGCAAACAUUGGUUUGAGUUGGUUCAGAGCCCUAGAAAGAGAAUUUCGCAAGGAUUAUUUUGACAAGCUUGGUGAAUACUUAGUUGCUGAAAGAAAAAAGUACACUGUAUAUCCUCCUGAGAAAGAUGUAUUCUUCUGGACUAAUACUUGCAAGAUUUCUGACGUGAAGGUUGUGAUUUUAGGACAAGAUCCAUAUCAUGGACCAAAGCAGGCUCAUGGACUAGCAUUCAGUGUUCGCAAAGGUGUGCCAUGCCCUCCUAGUUUGCUCAAUAUAUAUAAAGAAUUAUCAACUGACAUAAAUGGAUUCAAAAACCCUCAGCAUGGCUAUCUAUAUGGAUGGGCUGCACAAGGUGUUUUACUUCUAAACACUUGUUUAACGGUGCGAGCUGGAAAUGCUAAUUCUCAUCAACACAUUGAAAAAGAUGGAGGCUGGGAAAAAUUGACAGAUUCCGUCAUCACCUGGUUAAACAGCAAUCUGUCUAAUGUUGUUUUUAUGCUGUGGGGUGGAAAUGCUAAGCAAAAGAUUAAUUUCAUAAAUUCAGAUAAGCAUCUCAUCUUGACUGCUGCUCAUCCAUCUCCAUUGUCAGCACACCGUGGAUUCUUAGGAUGUGGUCAUUUUUCCAAAGCUAAUGAGUAUUUGAAGAAGCAUAACAAGAAACCAAUCGACUGGUCAUAUCUCCCUUAAAGUUAUGUUUCAAUGAUGUAUAUUUUGAAUACUUACAUUGUCAGAAAUCAGGUUCAAGACUAGUCUCAUUUGGGUGCCUUAUAUUCAUGUUAUUUGAAUUGUUUUGUAAUUCAUAAAAUAAAAUGCCUUUCAUAUUGUCCUGUUAUUUCAAGUGAUAGUUUCUUCAGUUCUUUACUGGGUUUAUUAUCAAAAAUUCUAAUGAUCAAUAAUAACUUGGGAACAACUUUUAAAAUACCUACAUGUAUUUACAUACUUGCUAGCAAAUUUUAUUGAUAUCAUUAAACCCACAUGAGUGAACAUCAACAUUUCCAGCAUAAAUAUAUUAUUCAAUCAUUUAGCCAUGCAAUUGAACAGUUGAGUUCAUUCAAGUUAUCUAAUUUCAAAACUUAUGUCAAAAUAGUCUUGAUUGCUAUGAAAAUAUCUUAAGUUUUCUUGGAAGGUUCUUGAUUUAUUCUUUUCAUGCAAGGCAUAAAACUGAUCAGUAGAAGUCAGUAUUCUGCAACUUGGUCCGUCUUUUCAGAAUGUAGUCAGUAUUUUUUUUUUUUUUUUUCAAAAUUUACUAAAUAAUUAAGAAAAAAUUAGCAUUAAAUUAUGGCAAAAAUUUCACUAUUUUGGUAAAAUGCCAAUAUUUGAACCUAAUUUGCCUACCCGGGAAAUUAACAUUACUUGCCAAGAAUCAUUUGUUUUGUACAACUGUAAAACUUAUUUUGUAGCAAAGCUUCUCUUUUAGUCUAGAGCAUAAUUAUUGCAGAAAAAUUUAUAAAGCAUCGACUAAAUCAAAAUUAAUAAGUGCAAAGGCUGCUUUUGACACAUCAUCAGAACGAUCUUUAAUUUUUAAAGGGAUUCUUUGAAUGUAACUAGAAAAUUUACGAAUUUUUCUGCAAUAAUUCUGCACUUUCUUCUUAGUUUCUUCAUCGCCACAAUUUUUUUUUUUUUUUUUUUUUUUAACAAAAGCUGGAUCCAUAGUCACUUAAUCACACUGUAGUACAAGGUGGACUUACUUUUGAAGUACAGGCCUGUUCAUCCUCAUUGUCUUUUUAACCGACUUCAAAAAAGGAGGUUAUGAUUUCGACAUGCGGCUUUUUAUGUAUGUUUUUGGAUUAUUCCAAAACUACUGGACCGAUUCGAAAAAUUCUUUUUUUUGUUUGGAAGGGUAUAUUUCCCAGAUGGUCCCAUGGUAAUUUGGUCUGGAUCUGACAAGGGAUUCCUGAGAAAUCUAAGAAAGUUUGAAUUUCACACGUUGUGGAUACGUAAUCAGCUUACGUCACCGGUCACGUGGGUUUUUUGUGACCAGAGCAUUUCUCACAGCAAAGGUUUUGCCUUUGUCUUGAACGAGAAUUCUCGCGGCAUAUGGAUGAUUAAUUUAUGCCGCCUGCUAAUUUUUACUUAUACGUGUUACCAAUUUUUACUAUUUAGCAAAGCAGUAAAUUAAAUAUAUUUUGCUACUUUAAUAGCUGAAUCAACUAACUUAAUAUUAUUUUUAACUAAAAUAACUUAAUUUAUUCACUAAAAUGUCUUUUUUUAUAUAAUUCAGUUUUUAAACAUAUUUGGUGUUCAAUCCAAGAGGAAUUGAAUUCAGAACACCUCUCCCCGAUGAUAUAACUUAUAUUCUUUAAUAAUAUGUUGUAACUGGUGUCUGAUUUCUCGAGUUGGACCAGUAUUCUAUGGAUUUACUUGUUUACAAUGCUGCCAGUUCAAUUUGAAAUUAGGGUAAUACUAAUUAGCAGGCUUCAAAAAAAAAGAGGAGGGGGUUCAGAACUCAAUGGAUUAGUUUUCUCUUUGUACAAUGUUCUAUAAAUACUCGAAGACACCUAUACCCAGGAGCAUGAACGGGGGGUGGGGUGAGAAAGAACACCUGUUUGCCUGGGCCUGAGAAUGAAGGGAGCUCAAUAUUUUUAAAACUAGGGGUGAACUAUUGGGAUAAGCAAUAUGGAGGGGGCCCGGAAAAGUCAUUUGUUAACGGCCCCAAAAUUUCUGUGCACGCCCCUGCCUAUACCAAUUAGGAUUUUUUUUUUUGGUUUGAAACCGUAUACCCUGGCAGUCGAAUGGUAAUCAAGUUCAAUUUUGAUGAAAUUGAGGGAACUCUUCAAAUAUACUCAGAUUUAAAGCAAUUUACUUCUUUAACUUUGUAUAUCAUCUCACUUAGUAAACGGGGUUUUUUAUGAUUUUUUUUUUUUUUUUUGAAUGGAUAGGGGGUGGUCUAACUUUACUCUAAGGUUUCAAAUCUUUGAUUUACCCUUUUUGUUCUUUAUAGAAAAGUUAUGGGUAAAAAACAAAUUUCAUGUAAUUUCCCUCAGAAACGAUUAAAUAUAAAACCCAUUGUUAAAAAAAAAUGCCAUAAAACACAAAAGUAUAUGUUUUCUUGACCCAUAGUUAAAGAAAGUACUAGAAAACAUUAUUAUUAAGAGUAAUCAUAAUGAAAUUUUGAAUCAAGGAUUCUCUGAAGCAAACAUAAAAUUCAUUUGAGUGGAAUUUUUUAUCUUCAUCUAUAACAGGGCAUUUGAAGAACCAUGCAACUUUUAUCAUGAGUUACAUGACAUGUAUUCUUGUGAAACGUAAUUUACAAUUUUACGACUUGCAAUUUGCAG